CGAGACGGUUGUUUGCAUAGAAACGGUGCUGGCAACGAAGCUGUGUGUGUAGACUCAACUGCAAAACAACUAAUGUAAACAGUCAAAACACAUUAAACAAAGAAAUACAGAAUGGAAGGCUUGCCUUUUCUACCCGGGAAUUCAUUUGUUGAUCCCACGAAAUCAAAGUAUCACAGAAGCCAGUCCCUAGGCUACAGAAAUGGAUAUGCAUUGCCAACACACCCUACUGUUGGAAUAGGCGGUGAACCAAUUAUUUACAAUCAACUAUCAGAGCAGGAGCUUGAUGAAUUGGCCAACUUUAAUCCCACACUGACCUAUGGUCAAGCAAAAGAAGCCCCACCAGAGGACUUUGUGCCAGGACAUGUGGCUUGGGAUAAAAAGGUGCUAAGGUUUAAUGCAUACUUCAAGCAGACAGUUCAUGAGUCAAAAGAUGAGUACUUCCGGGUACGCCCUGUAGAUAUUUUCUAUUACCUUGAAGAUGACAGUAUUGCAGUUAUUGAGCCACAUGUAGAAAACAGUGGUAUGCCACAAGGUAAAUUGAUAAAACGACAGAGAUUGCCAAAGAAUGACCAGGGUGACCAUUGGCACUGGAAGGAUCUUAACAAUGGUGUCAAUGUUACAUUCUACGGAAAAGUUUUCCACAUUGUUAACAUGGACAAAUUUACAAGCGAUUUCUUGGACAGUGAAGGAAUAGUAUUGAAUUCCAGUGAAGGACUGCCAACUGAUCCCUACAUUGAGAGAAGAAAGAAUGCAGCCGCUCUCCGCACAUACACAACACCAUCGUCUUUUGACAAGCAGAAACAGUUCCUUGAACUGGACAGAAAAGUUUUACGUUUCUUCUGUGUUUGGGACGAUAGGGAUAACAUGUUCGGUGAAAUGAGACCAUUUGUUAUACAUUAUUUCUUGGUAGAUGAUACAUUAGAGGUUCGAGAGGUACACACAGCCAACGACGGUAGAGAUCCAUUCCCAGUACUCAUUGGUAGACACAAAGUUCCUAUAAAUAGAUAUAAUGUUGACUCGUCUUUCCCCGCAGUGGUGAUGGAACUGUCUUCACAUGAGAUUAAAGAGUAUUUUACACCAAAAGAUUUCAAGAUCGGAGACACGGUGCAGCUGUACGGAAGACGGUUCCUUAUCUAUGACUGUGACAAUUUCACAAAGAGUUUCUAUUACCACACUUUCGGAAUAUCGGAAUUCCCAACAGUUGAUGUAAAACAGAAAAUGAGAGAUCUACCAAAAAUGGAAAUUCCACCAUUUAACCAGUUUGGUUCACUAGAAGACUCUCUGCAGUCCUGUUUGUCACUGAUACCACAGCCUCCUAAGAAAGAUUUUAUCAAAAUGUUGGAAAAUGAUCAUAAAGUUCUCAGAUUUGAGGGGGUCAUGGAUUCAGUAAGACCGGAGGACAAGGGGCGUAGGUUUAUCAUAUCAUACAGACUGGCUGAUGACAUGAUGACAAUCUACGAGCCUCCAGUGCGUAACUCUGGUAUCAUCGGAGGAAAAUUCCUUGAACGAACACGUGUCGCCAAGCCUAACUGCCUACCAGACCAACCAGUGUUUUACGGACCACAGGAUUUCUACAUUGGUGCCGUUAUUGAGGUGUUUAGACAUAGAUUUGUUAUCACUAAUGCAGAUGAAUACGUCCUCAAGUUUAUGGAAGAUCAUUCAGGACAGUUCCCAGGCAGUACAAUACAGUCAUUGAGAGAGAGGCUAGCAGAGGGGAGCAUUUUGAAGGAGACCGUGAAAGGUGCUCCAAUGAAAGUUAAGAGAACAGAUGGUGACUUAAACACAUUAGUGCAACAAGUCAGAGCGCAAUUGAAGAAGAUUGCAAUUACUGAUAAAUCCCGUGUAGACGAGAUGUUCUUACGAUACAACACAAACAGAACUGGAUUUAUAGACGCCCUAAAUAUGAGAGACUUGUGCCGAAGACUACAACUGCCCGCCGAUGAUGAUGUAAUUAAUGCCCUUGUUGCAUGCUGCACUGAUAACCCAGAAGGAAAGAUAAGCCUGGAAGACUUUAGAAGAUUUGUGGAGAGCUCAUGAGUUAACUUCCUUUAUAGACAAUAUUUUAUAAAAUGGAUGAAAAGAGAUGGAAAAUGAACUUAAAUAGUUUUUGUUUUAUAUAAAUUGAAAGAGUAAAUAAAUUUUAAUAGUAAAAUUUAUAGCAAGUAUUUUUUUUAAGUUAUAUUUUAUGAGUAAAUCAUGAGUAACUAUGAGUUAUCAAUUUUACAAUUUUCUUUUAAUUUGAAUAAUCAAUUUUAAAAAGUUAUUUAAAUAAAAGUUUACAAAAGGGGAUUGUGCUUUUAUAUGACAGUGGAUAUAAUAUAACUUGACAGCGGAUUAAUUCCAGAUUUAAUUGUGGAUGGAAUCUAAUUUAUAUUACUGUUGCUUAUUGCCCAUGCAUUUCUGUUGUUUCUAUACUUGUUGACGAAAUGACUGUCUUUUUGACUUUAUAAAGAAACUUUCAGUUUCAAAACCAACAUUUUUUUUAACCCUGUAUCUGACCACAGGAGAGCUUUAUGCUGAGUAUAUAUACUACAAGAUCUAUUGUUUACAAAUUUUCUAUUAUUUAUAUGUACUGUGAAGUACCUAACUUUUAAACUGAGUUAUUAAAAAUAUAUUAAAAGAUUCUGUGAUAAUAAAAUGUAAAAUAUAAA
Messenger RNA from Ruditapes philippinarum (Manila clam), 2651 nucleotides. RefSeq names its product EF-hand domain-containing protein 1-like. The transcript has 11 exons. Gene Ontology annotation, biological process: mitotic cytokinesis; cilium-dependent cell motility; mitotic spindle organization. The record is from RefSeq and is a predicted model, not a curated record. Bases 112 to 2037 code for a protein of 641 amino acids. NCBI's taxonomy places the organism in Eukaryota, Metazoa, Mollusca, Bivalvia, Venerida, Veneridae. Gene Ontology annotation, cellular component: axoneme; mitotic spindle. Gene Ontology annotation, molecular function: alpha-tubulin binding; calcium ion binding.